Rhopalosiphum padi (bird cherry-oat aphid) is the source of this 786-nucleotide messenger RNA. Its product is annotated as zinc finger protein 782-like. Gene Ontology annotation, molecular function: RNA polymerase II cis-regulatory region sequence-specific DNA binding; DNA-binding transcription factor activity, RNA polymerase II-specific. The transcript has a single exon. Gene Ontology annotation, biological process: regulation of transcription by RNA polymerase II. The record is from RefSeq and is a predicted model, not a curated record. NCBI's taxonomy places the organism in Eukaryota, Metazoa, Arthropoda, Insecta, Hemiptera, Aphididae. Bases 1 to 786 code for a protein of 261 amino acids.
AUGGAGCAUACAAAGACGUACACAGGAGAUAAGCCAUAUCGGUGUGAUUUGUGUGAUAAGACAUUCAAUCAGAAUAAUCAGUUGGCAAUACACCAACGAACGCACACAGGAGAGAAGCCUUAUAAAUGUGACAUUUGUGGCAAAUUUUUUGGUUAUAAUCAAGUUCUGAAGACACACCAACGAACGCACACGGGAGAGAAGCCAUACCAAUGUGACAUUUGUGGCAAAUUUUUUGGUUAUAGUCAAGUUCUGAAGAUACACCGACGAACGCACACAGGAGAGAAACCAUACAAAUGUGAUUUGUGUGAUAAGUCGUUCAAUAAGAAUAAUCAGUUGACAAUACACCAACGAACGCACACAGGAGAGAAGCCUUAUAAAUGUGACAUUUGUGGCAAAUUUUUUGGUUAUAGUCAAGUUCUGACGACACACCUACGAACGCACACGGGAGAGAAGCCAUACAAAUGUGAUAUUUGUGGCAAAUUUUAUGCUUAUAGUCAAGUUCUGACGACACACCGACGAACGCACACAGGAGAAAAACCAUUUCAGUGUGGUUUGUGUGAUAAGUCGUUCAAUCAGAAUAAUCAGUUGACAACACACCAACGAACGCACACAGGAGAGAAGCCAUAUAAAUGUGACAUUUGUGGCAAACUUUUUGGUUAUAGUCAAGUUCUGAAGACACACCGACGAACGCACACAGGAGAGAAACCAUUUCAGUGUGAUUUGUGUGAUAAUUCGUUCAAUCAGAAUAUUCAGUUGAUAAUACACCAACGAACGCACACAAAGUAG